Messenger RNA from Hydractinia symbiolongicarpus, 1834 nucleotides. Its product is annotated as retinal homeobox protein Rx1-like. The coding region runs from base 297 to 1145 and encodes 282 amino acids. The transcript is spliced from 3 exons. The record is from RefSeq and is a predicted model, not a curated record. Gene Ontology annotation, biological process: regulation of transcription by RNA polymerase II. NCBI's taxonomy places the organism in Eukaryota, Metazoa, Cnidaria, Hydrozoa, Anthoathecata, Hydractiniidae. Gene Ontology annotation, molecular function: RNA polymerase II transcription regulatory region sequence-specific DNA binding; DNA-binding transcription factor activity, RNA polymerase II-specific.
AUGUUUUAAUUAAUUCUUAAAUACAACAUACAAAGUUGAUAGAUCGAGUUUAGUUAAUCAAUUAGAGCAGAAACAUUGGUAAUUCACUUCAAACAAAUGGACCGACAAACUAAUUAAAAAUCAGUUAGCUCAUUAUUCGUGAUUUCAAAUCAAAUUUUGGCUUAAUCCUAACGAGCCUAUGGUCGUGAAUGGACAUGCUAAAUACAUCGAAUUCAUUUCACUUGUAGAUGCUAUAAAGAAAUUACACGUUUUUUUGUAUCUUAAAUCCACAACCUACAGAAAACAUAAAGCCAGACAUGGUUUAUUCGAAAGCAAGAGCUAGGUUUAGCAUUGAUGAAAUUUUAGGAAAGUCAAAAUCGAAUGACGAUUCUAUAAAUAUAACCGGUGACGAUAAAAAUAUGACAGAAGCUGCAAAAAACAAUUCGCUAAUCAUCAGCAAGUUAGACGAAGCAAAGUUGAACGACGAUAAAAUCACAGAGAGUAAUACCGACGAUGAUGGCUGCUCAUCGUCUGACGAAAAAGGCGACGCUGACAAACCUCGCAAGUUACGUCGAAGUCGGACGACAUUCACAACUUUUCAGCUGCAUCAGUUAGAAAGAGCUUUUGACAAAACGCAAUACCCUGACGUAUUUACAAGGGAAGAACUUGCCCUUAGGUUGGAUUUAAGUGAAGCCAGAGUGCAGGUUUGGUUUCAAAACAGAAGAGCAAAAUGGCGCAAACGUGAAAAGUCUUUACCUGAAGGGAUCAGCAACUUUUCACAUACUGACGUCAUCACAAGACCACCCAAUGAUUACCACCCACACUUCUACCCAAGGCACCACACUUCGCCUAUUUUGAGGUCGCCGCCGAGUAUCUUAAUACCAAGGCAUCAUCCGUACAGAGGUUCCGUCUCUCCGCCGCUGUACCAAUGCCAUCAUUCACCUACAUCGCCAUCGCCUUUACCACCAACUCUUCAUCAGGCUAUUUCACCGCGAGGACGUCCAUAUUGUUGUCCUACGUCACGACCUAGACUGGAUGCAGUACCCUAUUUAAAGUCGUUUGAACAGGAGUUUUUAGACUUAAAAAAUACAAGCAUAAACGAACUGCGCUUCCGGGCUAGAGAGCAUAAAGGUUUUGUUAAAAUGGAUAGCUCGCACAGAAGAUAAAAAAAAUGUUUUCUGAGUGUAUUUUGUUCGGUUCGGGAUGAAUGAGUGAAUUACUAAAUUGAAAUGAAUGUGUAAAUAAAUGUGUGAAUAAAUGUGUGAAUGAAUGUGUGAAUGAAUCAACAAAUAUAGAAAUGAAUGAGCCAAUCAUCAGGUCCUAUGACACCUCCAGUAUUUCGCUAGGUAAUAUAUCACUAGUUGGAAUACGACCCAAAUGACCAAUAUAGAAGAGUUAGCUUAAAAACUGUCUCGCCUGUUCAUUGGACACAGUAACCGCACGUUUCUUUUUCAUAAGAAGCAAUUUACUGGGUGAAGAAGUUUUUAGACCUUAAACGUUUAAUCGAUUUAAAAGAAACAAAUUGCUUCACUUAAUCAAAAAAGUUGUUAAACACGUCUGUGCUCUUUCACAUUUUUAAAGAACAACAAAACAAGCAAAUCAGCGAAAGAAAAUCUACCUGUUACUUUAGAAAUGUAUUUUGUUGCCAUAGAAAUUAUCCAACCAUGACGGAAAGCGCUUUUCAGUAACACCAUGUCAUUCCAAUCACGAUAGAUUAUCUUAUUCAAGUUGCCGUUUUUGUUUUCAAAUUAUACCUAUAUCCCUUCAUAGAGACUAUAUUAUAUAUAUGAAAUAAUAUGCGAUGUGUAAAUAUAAUAUGUAUAUAUUUGUCUAUGUUCUGAGUAACAAAGUUAUU